This is a messenger RNA of Ylistrum balloti, 4708 nucleotides long. Its product is annotated as perlucin-like protein. The record is from RefSeq and is a predicted model, not a curated record. Bases 19 to 669 code for a protein of 216 amino acids. The transcript has 5 exons. Gene Ontology annotation, molecular function: signaling receptor activity. Lineage: Eukaryota; Metazoa; Mollusca; Bivalvia; Pectinida; Pectinidae.
UAAGUAAUACUGUUCACAAUGAAUUUUUUUUUAAUAUUCAUCUUUUUUACGCAGAUCAAUGUCAUUUAUCAACAAAAUAUACUUCCUGAACAUAAAAGACGCCACUGCAAAGCUUUACAGACAUUGGACAUCAUGGAAUAUGCUUUGCCCAUGAUUCGACGUAUCCUCAAGGAAGAUUCUGAAAAAAUCCGGCAAGAAUAUGAGCAAGUAUUCACGUCACUGAAAGGCGGGUUUCUUUUCACCUGUCCUGAAGGCUGGUUGUACCAUGACGAUAACUGUUACCUUUUCACAACAACAAAGACCACGUGGCAGGCUGCGAGGGAAAACUGCCUAUCCCUGAACGCGGACCUUGCGGAGAUCAUAAAUGAGCGAGAUAGUUACUUCGUCAAAUCGGAACUGCAGAGAAUCUACAAUCAAGAGGGCGUGCCGAAGUACAGUUUUUACAAUCUAGGCGGCACGGAUAAAGCAAAUGAGGGAGAGUGGAUCUGGAUAAGGACAGGAGAGAGGAUUAGAUUUACAAACUGGGCUUCAGGGGAACCGAACAAUGUUGGUCGACAAGAACACUACCUGACGGUAGGAGGAACACGCCAUAAAUGGAACGAUAUAAAUCACUCUGGAAAAUGUCGUGCAAUAUGUCAAAAGAGCGUCGGUCUGCGAUCAGUUCCUUGAAGAGGAAGGUAGAAACAGUUACCAGAAAAGGGACGGGCCAUACCAUCAACAUUUCCCAACUCAUUUCUAUAUAGAACAAAUUGAUGCAAUAAUUGUGUAUCAACAUGGUCAAAACCAUCUAAUGUGUUGUAGAAGAGGUCUACAGAUGGUGGUAUGUUAUAGCAAAUACAUCGUUCAAGCAUAAGUAAUUAAAGACAAUACAAGAAAGUAGACAGUAUUAUCAACGGAGACAGGUGAAUCAGCUAAAGCAUGCGGAAUCGAAUUCAUAGAUAAACAUAUGUAAUGUAGCAAGUUUAAGGCUAGACAUAUAUAAUGUAGCAAGUGUAUGGCUAGACAUAUAUAAUGUAGCAAGUGUAAGGCUAGACAUAUAUAAUGGAGGAAGUGUAAGGCUAGACAUAUAUAAUGUAGGAAGUGUAUGGCUAGACAUAUAUAAUGUAGCAAGUGUAAGGCUAGACAUAUAUAAUGGAGGAAGUGUAAGGCUAGACAUAUAUAAUGUAGCAAAUGUAAGGCUAGACAUAUAUAAUGUAGCAAGUGUAAGGCUAGACAUAUAUAAUGGAGGAAGUGUAAGGCUAAACAUAUACAAUGUAGCAAGUGUAUGGCUAGACAUAUAUAAUGUAGCAAGUGUAAGGCUAGACAUAUAUAAUGUAGCAAGUGUAAGGCUAAACAUAUACAAUGUAGCAAAUGUAAGGCUAGACAUAUAUAAUGUAGCAAAUGUAAGGCUAGACAUAUAUAAUGUAGCAAGUGUAAGGCUAGACAUAUAUAAUGUAGCAAGUGUAAGGCUAGACAUAUAUAAUGUAGCAAAUAUAUUUUGUAUUCCAUACUUAAUUGACAAAAUCGAAAUAUGUAAUAAACGUAAUAAAAUUCACAUUUUGAAAAUACAAACAGCGUCAUCAACACCAUCACCAACCCCCAAAACAACACUUCAACAAGACAAACAACGUCAUCAACACCAUCACCAACCACCCAAACAACACUUCAACAAGACAAACAACGUCAUCAACACCAUCACCAACCACUUCAACAACACUUCAACAAGCAAAAACAGCGCAUCUUCACCAACACUUAAACAACACAAUCAGCGUCAUCAACGCUACCACUAAUCACUCAAACAACACUUUAACAACACAAAAAGCGUCAUCAACACCAUCACCAACCACUCCAACAACACUUCAACAACACAAACAGAGUCAUCAACACCAUCACAAACCACUCCAACAACACUUCAACAAACACAAACCGCUUCAUCAACACCAUCACUAACCACUCCAACAAUACUUCAACAACACAAACAGCGUCAUCAACACCAUCAUCAACCACCGAAACAACACUUCAACAACACAAACAGCGUCAUCAACACCAUCAUCAACCACCGAAACAACAUUUCAACAAACACAAACAGUGUCAUCAAUACCAUCGCUUUCCACCCAAUCAACACUCCAACAACACAAACAGCGUCAUCAAAACCAUCACCAACCACUCCAACAACACUUCAACAACACAAACAUCGCCAUCAAAACCAUCACCGACCACUCCAACAACACUUCAACAACACAAACAGCGUCAUCAAAACCAUCACCAACCACUCCAACAACACUUCAACAACACAAACAUCGCCAUCAAAACCAUCACCGACCACUCCAACAACACUUCAACAACACAAACAGCGUCAUUAACACCAUCACCAACCCCCCAAAAACAACACUUCAACAACACAAACAGCGUCAUCAAAACCAUCACCAACCACUCCAACAACACUUCAACAACACAAACAGUGUCAUCAAUACCAUCACUUUCCACCCAAUCAACACUCCAACAACACAAACAGCGUCAUCAAAACCAUCACCAACCACUCCAACAACACUUCAACAACACAAACAUCGCCAUCAAAACCAUCACCGACCACUCCAACAACACUUCAACAACACAAACAGCGUCAUCAAAACCAUCACCAACCACUCCAACAACACUUCAACAACACAAACAUCGCCAUCAAAACCAUCACCGACCACUCCAACAACACUUCAACAACACAAACAGCGUCAUUAACACCAUCACCAACCCCCAAAAAACAACACUUCAACAACACAAACAGCGUCAUCAGAACCAUCACCAACCACUUCAACAACACUUUAACAACACAAACAGCGUCAUCAACACCAUCACCAACCACUUCAACAACACUUCAACAAACACAAACAGCGUCAUCAACACCAUCAUCAACCAACCAACGAACACUUCAACAACACAAACAGCUUCAUUAACACCAUCAUCAACCACCCAAAGAACACUUCAACAACACAAACAGUGUCAUCAAAACCAUCACUUACCACCCAAACAACACUUCAACAACACAAACAGCGUCAUCAACACAUCACCAACCACCCAAACAACACUUCAACAACACAAACAGUUUCAUCAACACCAUCAUCAACACCCCAAACAACACUUCAACAAACACAAACAGCGUCAUCAACACCAUCAAUUACCACUCCAACAACACUUCAACAACAGAAACCGCGUCAUCAAAACCAUCACCAACCACUCCAACAACACUUCAACAACACAAACAGCGUCAUCAACACCAUCACCAACCCCCCAAACAACACUUUAACAACACAAACAGCUUUAUCCUCACCAUCACUAACCACUCCUCCAGUACUUCACGUUAACAAAUACAAACAACAUCCUUAAAACAUCGAAUAAAGCUAUAGUAAUUCCAUUUCUAAAACCCGGUUAAGACAAUAAAAAAUCCGGCGUCAUACAGACCUAUGUCCUUAACAUCACACUUAUGCAAAACUUUAAAAAAUUCAUACCAUAAGUGUCCUCCUUGACUUAGAAAAAGCUAAUGACGUAAUUUAGCACAAGGGUCUUUUAAUAUCACUUGAAGAAGUAGGAAUAACCGGAAACAUGUUAGGACUCAUUAUACACUUUCUAAAAGAUCGUAAAAUUCAAGUAUAAGUUAACAACACUAAGUCGGAUGAAUUAACACUAGGCAAUGGCGUCCCCCGAAGUGGUAUUAUAUCACCAACACUUUUCAGUAUAUAUAUCAAUAAAUCAGACAUCUUUUUAAAGAAAUAUACUGAUGUUUCAAAAGAUAAUGAUAAGGUUGCUGCGGCCAUGGUUACACAAGAUUAAACCUAUGUAUGCCGGCUACCGAACAAAGUCUCAAUAUUCUCGGCAGGAGCGCAAACUAUCUACCUCGCCCUUGAAUAUAUUCAAAGAUACAAAGUAAUAAGAGCUGUUAUCCAUUCAGACUCUCUUUCUGUUCUACAAACUCUUAGCAAUAGAAAUAUCAAAAAUAUAUUCAUUCGUAAUACCUUAAUACUAUAUCAUGAACUUGCUUUUAACUUUCGUAUUGCUUUUUGCUGGGUUCCUGGUCACAUGGGAAUACCAGGCAAUAAAAAGGCAGAUCGUUCCGCAAAGGCAGAUUUAUCGCUACCACUUGGUGUUUUUAUACUUCAUUUUACCUAUUUUAAACCAUUUAUUUAACGAAUCUUAAAAGCUCAGUGGCAGGAGGAUUGGAAUACCUAUACCAAUAACAAAUUGCACUCCGUUAAACCUGUUAUCGGUGAAUGGUCUCCAGGCUAUAGAGACAACCACCGAGACGAAGUUGUCCUUGCCCGUCUUCGGAUGGGUCAUACAUACCUUACACAUAUGGUGAAAGGCGAAGAUAAUCCUUGGUGCAUAGGAUACGAUGUGCCGUUCACCGUUAAACAUGUUUUAUUGGACUACAGUGACCUUCUGUCUGCUCAAGAACGUUUUAUCGUAACAUGAAAUGUCAAAAAUCCCUUUUUGAACCUGUUGAGAUUUUUUUUUUAACUCAUAUCUUAUUCAUUUCUUUUCAAAGGAAAUGCGGACAUGACAGUAAUACAUAAUGUACAGAAAAAAAGAUCAUUCAUUCCAGUUUUCUAAACAUGCAUAGACAUUUUAUAUUAAUCAGCCACAUUCAUACUAGUUAGCGUAUAUAUUCCUUGCUUACAUAAGUUCAUACCCCGAUGAUCAUACAUGUUUUAAUGAAAUUAAAGUGAAGUGAAUAUUC